Molecule: messenger RNA, 1626 nt
Organism: Bipolaris oryzae ATCC 44560
Lineage: Eukaryota; Fungi; Ascomycota; Dothideomycetes; Pleosporales; Pleosporaceae
Exons: 2
Coding region: 1-1626 (541 amino acids)
Biological process (GO): regulation of DNA-templated transcription
Molecular function (GO): DNA-binding transcription factor activity, RNA polymerase II-specific; zinc ion binding
Source: RefSeq, a predicted model, not a curated record
AUGAAGACAUGGAAUAUGAAGCCAAUGGGAAUUUCGAGCCAUGCUAGAGCACGCAAAGUAAAAUGUGAUGAGACAAAACCAGUCUGCAAUCGCUGUCUCAGCACUGGCCGGACUUGUGAGGGCUAUGGCGCCCAGGGAGGAGGAGGAAAUACUUAUCUUGAUCGGUAUGGCCGUCGCUCUCAACCAACUACCACUUCCUCAGAAGUUCAGCUUUCAAAACCUCUGGCAAAGUCCUUUCCAUCAGACGAAUUACGCUAUCUUGAGCUAUACAAACAGCGCGUAUCAUGGACAUCGUCAGGUUGGUUUGGGUAUCCCUUCUGGCACGCUACUGUCAUCCCGGCCCUUGCCUCUGAACCAGCCAUCUUGCAUGCCGUCGUAGCCCUGAGUGCGGCCCACGAGUGUAAUUUUAUUCCGGGCCAGAGUAUCGAUACAAGAGAGAGGUUCGUUUUGAAGCAGUACAGCCAGGCGAUUACCGCCUUACAGCCAAUGCUGGCGAGGACUAGUGAUACACAAGAUGUAGCCGUCGUACUGGUAACAUGCAUGCUAUUUACGUUCCUCGAAUACCUUCGAGGGCGUCACGAAAUCGCCGAGACACACUUGAAAAACGGCAUCAAAUUACUCGGCGACGGCAGUGUCCCUCGCUCCAGCGUCAUGGAACAAAGCAUCGUGCGCAGCUUCGCCGCCCUCGUCACGCAACGCACCCUCUUCGCCUCCGACUUCCACCUCUCCAACCCAGACAUCUUCCCGCACUCCCUCCAAACCCUCCACCUGCCAAACUCCAUCUUCGCAAGCCCCGAAGCCGCAAAAGACGCCCUAGACACCAUCCUCCGCCGCAUAACCCACACAGAGCACCUACUCCAAUCCUCCCAACCCCACCAACAACCCCCUUCUUGCUUCGAAAAAACCCAAUCCCACCUCCUCACCUUACUCGAUUCCUGGCAUCAAACUUACCACCGCACACAAGCCCAUCUCAACUCCUGUCCCCCCGAGAAAGAUACCCCGGCAUUCGGCUCACACCCGGGAGACUCACGCACACCCCUUUCCUACACUUUGCUCCUCAUGUCGCACAGCGCCGCCCAAAUCCGCGCUCACACCUUACUCGCCUCAUCCCCCUUGGAAUAUGCCGCACAUACGCACUUGUUCCACCGCAUACUCGCCUGCGCACGCACCAUCCACAUCGCCUACAGCACCGCCGUGCAGAUUCCGCAAAAUGUAAAUUUCGAACACUCGAUUUGCGAAUCGGGCGUCGUUGCCUCCUUGUUCUACACAGGCAUUAAAUGCAGAGUUAGGUGUCUGCGGCGUCAUGCGCACGCAUCGCUGAAGGCGGUACCGCGCAUGGAAGGUUGCUGGGAUAGCGCUGUAGUGGCGAAUGUGGUGGAGAGGGUCAUGGGCAUGGAGGACCCGGGGGUUUGGGAGGGGAGUAGAGAAGAGGAGAAGGAUCUAGGGACGCUGCUGGAAUUGGAGGAACUGGAAGAUGAAGAGGUGGUGGUAAUGGAGGAGGAGAGGUUGUUUCGGAGUGUGAGGGUGGAGAUGAGGGGGGAGGGCGGCAAGGCGGAGGUUAGGUGUGAGAGGGUGGGUGGGGAUGGGGAGGUCGAGGUUGUGGUGUUUGAGGUUGGUAAUAAAUGA